This is a messenger RNA of Varanus komodoensis (Komodo dragon), 4158 nucleotides long. Its product is annotated as amine sulfotransferase-like. The record is from RefSeq and is a predicted model, not a curated record. The transcript has 8 exons. Gene Ontology annotation, cellular component: cytoplasm. Bases 527 to 1405 code for a protein of 292 amino acids. Gene Ontology annotation, molecular function: sulfotransferase activity. Gene Ontology annotation, biological process: sulfation. Lineage: Eukaryota; Metazoa; Chordata; Lepidosauria; Squamata; Varanidae.
UCCUUAUGACAGACCGCCUGCAGAAAGAGGGAGAAAUCAUAAGCUGCUGCUCGUUCUGCUAGCAACCUUGUCAUAUCAGCAAUUUCCAGAGGAGCACAAGCUGACCUUUCUUUCCUUCUCAGUGACGCCCAAGAGGAGGGGCAAGAGAGUAGAGUAAAUAAGAGUAAAUAAGUAGAGUGAGUAAGUAGCGUAGGAAAGUGCAGACCGCCUGCAGAAAGAGGGAGAAAUCACAAGCUGCCGCUGGGUCCGCCCGCAACCCUGCCAUAUCAGCAACUGCAAGAGCGGCAUCAGGAGGACGUCCUAGAGGAGAGGCUGAAGAGCAGAGGAAGUAAGUAGCGUAGGAAAGUGCAACCCCACAGGACUUGGCCUCGCAAAGCUGUUUACUCACCGCUGGUGUUCUGUCCUCCUCAGCUGUGGAAAAAGGUAUCUAAAGUUUUCCUUUCAUUGUGCUCAAUUUGAGACUUCAUUAAGUAGCAACCCAGUAUUCAAGAACUGACAAAGCAAAACUACGGAGAGGCCUUCAGUUAUGGCUGCAAUGGAAACUCCAUCAUUUCUGUUUAAUUUUAAAGGAUGCUAUUUUGCAUCAGAUAUGAUCACACCUGAAUAUCUUGAAACAAUUGAAGAUUUUGAAGUGAGGGACAGUGAUAUAUUUGUAGUCACUUAUCCAAAAUCUGGAACUGUCUGGAUACGGAAUAUUAUGCUCUUGAUUAUGUACGAAGGCCAACGGAAUGGAACAGAGAAUUAUACCAAUCAGGUUCUUGCAAUAGAUUAUAAUAUAACUAAUAAGGAUUUUACACAGCUACCAUCACCUCGUAUCAUUACUGCCCACUUGCCAUAUGAUUUGGUUCCGAAGGGACUGAAAAACAAAAAGGGAAAAGUCAUUUAUGUGUACCGAAAUCCUAAAGAUGCGAUGGUGUCCUUAUUUUAUUACUUCAAAGAGUUAGGAUUACCUGAGGAUCUGGAGCACCUCAUGCAGAGAUUCUUCACUGGGAAAGUCCUUAGCAACUCUAUCUUUGACCAUGUCAAAGGAUGGUACACCCACAAGGAUAACUUGAAUAUUCUCAUCAUUUCCUAUGAGGAGAUGAUUAAGGAUCUUAGAGGUGUUGUAUUAAAAAUUUGUGAUUUUCUGGGAAAACAACUGAGCAGCCAAGAGGUAGACAAAGUUGCAAAGAUGGCGUCAUUCAAAUAUAUGAAAACAGAUACUAGGGGAAAUUGUGAGGCCGAAAUUGGACAGCUCUUCAAGAAAGAGAAAGUGAACCAUCUGCGCAAAGGUACCAUUGGAGACUGGAAAAAUGUAAUGACGGUGUCACAGAGCGAAAGGUUUGACAAGGUCUUCCAGGAGAAAAUGAAAGACGUACCUCUCAAAUUCAUCUGGGAUAUCAAAGAAAUACAAGACCAUGAUUAGCAUGGCAAGCACAUAAUACAACAAAGCUUCCACCCCUGUUCUGGAUCUGUUUUCUCUUCUGCUCAAAUUGUUAAGUCAUUUGGAAAAAAAGUAUGAAUACACUGAUAUUUUGCAGGUGUUUUUCACCAACAAAUAGAUAUUCUGACCAAAUAUUUUCUCGUUUAAAAAUUAGCAAAGCAAGGAAGGAAAAAGAAUAAAUCAUGUGGUGCUGCCAUCUUAUUUCUGGAGCCAGAGCCACCCCAAGUAAUGUUGCUACUGGCAGUGAAAGACAAAAUGGCACCCCAUUUCCUUCCCCAUACAGAACUGGCAUACGUGAACUGAACCUUUCUUUGUCAUGGAUGCUUGGACUGUAUUUUAUCCCAGAUGGGCAGCAGGCUAGCUUACGGGUCAGGAGUAACUAGCCCCAGCACACUCACCAUAUUUCCCUACCUCUCAACACCCCUUUUUGGAGUACCUUCUUUUGCCACUUUUCCCCUUUACUUUUCAGUCAACUGAAGCCAACAGUUCAUAAAUCAGCCUACACAUUGUCUCACCUUGUCAAUGUGUUAUGUACUCCACUAGCCUUUGAAACUUACAUGGCUAUUGACAAGGCAACACAUAUCGGACAACCAUAGCUGCACACUUCCACAUCUGCAAAAUACUGGCCAAAAUGAUGAUGAUGAUGAUGAUGAUGAUGAUGAUGAUGAUGAUAAUGAGAAUCACUGUGGGCAAUGUCCUAGGACUGGAAACACCCCAAUUGCUUCAAAAUUGAGAUAAAACUGGAGCUCAUUUUUGAAACUCUAAGAAGCAAAUGAAUAAACACCCCCCCAAAAUUGGGAAAGGUGCUGAACUAGGGGCAGUUGCUCCAAAGUGCUGCUCAUCAGUGGAAGACUUGCCACUGGUGGCAAGAAGGGUAAGAUAGUAGUGAAGAGCUGCAACAGGGUCUGCGGAUAUUGUUGAGCGGUUCGUUAGCAGAUCCCCCGCAAACCAAGGUGGGAUUGAUGUGACAACCCAUCAUCAGCUGAUCAAUCCUUAGAACAAGGCAUGAGUUGCCAGGUGGCUUAUUGCUCAAAAAUAAGUGGGCUAGUUCUGAUGAUACAGUGUCCCAGCUGUGACUAGUCACCCCCAUUGGGUUGUGGUGUUGUAUGAGCCCAGUCCAUGGCUUGUCUCCUCAGAGAAUAUGUGGUUCACGUGAGUUUUGAACCUGUAAUCUUGUGACUUACCAAGUUCAAAUAAAAACUCAUGGGCUAGCUUGUGCUUGACAUCUCACCUGUACCAGAUAUUCUUAUUAAGGCCUUACUACUAAGAAGGGAAAUAAAUUCUAUUAGUUUCUGCAAAGUCUGAAGUGCCCAAUUCUGCCUAAUCUUGGAAGCUAAAUGGGGUCAGGCCUGGAUAAAAUCUGGAUGAGUUAAUGUUGUCAACUUUCCAGAAAGCAUCCUCUAUGGACAGUAUAGAAAUGUAAUGAAUACUACAGCAGGAUCCCAUAUCCAGUGGCUCAGUUACUGCAUUUUUAGUUAACCACAGUUGACGUUGGCCUGAAAGAGAAGUUAUGCUGUUAAACUUUCCUGAGACUAUGGUAAGGGACAGUCUAAAAGUUGAAAUAAAUAAAUAAAAAUAAAGUGCCAAAGAAAAGUUGCACAGUGCCAAAGGAAGUCUUAAAGUGCUGAGGUAAGAAUGAAUGAAACUGGGGAAAAGACAUCUAAAGAGUAUUUUGAGUAUAUGGUUUGUUUGAGUUUAUUUUGCAGCUUGCCACCCACAGGAGCCCUCUGGCUAUUGUAUAGUGUCUGUUAUUAUCUGUGGUUUCAGGCAUCCACUGGGGGAUUUGGAACUGAUCCGCAUGGAUAUGGGGGCCCUGCUGUGCUGGACACAUUUGCAUUUACUUCCAGAAAAGCAAAUACAGGAUUUAUUGCAGCUUUUUACAUAAAGAUGUAGAAUCUUCAAAAAUGCCAGUUUCAUGAGGAACUCCUGGGGUAUUUAGGGAAUGGCAUUCCCACCACCACCUCUUUCUGGGACCAAUUAUUACAUAAAGCACAUAGGUGAAACCAGUAACAUCUGUUAAAGAGUAGUCUAUGUCAGUCUUCCCAACAUGACUAGAUUGCAAUAUCCAGAAUUCCCAGCCAAUGGACCUGCUGGGUGGGAAUUCUGGGAGUUGCAGUCCAAAUGCCUCUGAAGACCAGCAAGCUGGGGAAGACUGGUCUAUAUAAUUAAAGACUGUUGGGAAUUACCCAUUGUCCAACUAGAGCAACAGGGACCAUUACUUACAUUGUGAGACAUUCUGAGUCUUAAAAUAUACGUGCUUGAUGCAGGCCAACCCCACAUCAGACCAUUUAAUAGAGCAAAGCUGUAACAAUUUGCACCAUACAGCACGGCUGUACAAUGAGCAGUUGGCUCUGAUAGCACAGCUCCAGAAAUGGAUUGGUACCUGUGUUUUUGGGUGUACAGUCUGCAUCCACCAUCAGACAAGGAGCCAUGCAGCCAUCUAGCAACGAUACAACUGGAAAGUAAUGUUAUUAACAGGUGCCAGCUGGAAACACACACCACUGUUUUCCCAAAACAGUUUGUUGCAACAAAUGGAUAUAUGAAGCUGCAGAACUUCUCUAACUUCGCAUUGUGAGCAGCAGAGACAGCAAUAGUGGUUCACAUUCUUAACCACCUUUGGUGUAACAUCAGCUGUAACUAUGCUUGAGAACUGUGUUUAGCCAUUCAGUAAAGACAUUUAUUAUUGAAGCAAAUCUAUCUUGUUUCUCCUAAAAUAAAUACUUUGACAAAUUUGA